AUGGUGACAACAAAGUGGUCGACAACGAGUGCGCCGACGCCGCCCGCUCAAGCGGCAACCGCUAGCGAGACGGUGACUACACCGCGCCAGGCCUCGACCUCUCCAUCGUCUGAGGGUCAAAUAUCACCAGAGGGUCGCUUCGAAGUGGACUCGGAGCUAUCACGAAGCCCUUGCCAAGCGGAUUCGACGUGCGGUUCUGAAGUUGAAGUCCAUCCGGCAAGUCGAGCCAGCGCAGCGCAAGCCUCAAGCUCGUCCAAGACCGCCUCGAAUCCUUCUCUAUCCGACGGACGCAUCGCAUACCUUCUAUCGGAUGAGGCUUUCUUGAACCACUAUGCCCUCACAGGGUCAGAGUGGGGAUGGGGGUAUGGACCUACGGAGGAGGAUUCCUCUGGGUUAGAGCCGGAAACCAAUUCUGGUGCCACGCAUUCCCUCGAUGCUUCGUCCAGCGCGCCUGCAUCGUCUGCUUCCUCGUCUACCCAGAACCCACCCCAAGUCGACCCGUCACACCCAUGCACCAUCUGCCAAAAGCAGUUUACGAGGUCUCUCCUCACUACCUCGAAUUUUGACCACUUGAAAGAACCUGAGACUCACCUCUCUGCGCAGGCCAAGCACGCUCGCGGCGCAUAUGAACACGCACCGGGAAGCUAUGUGUGA
Schizophyllum commune H4-8 is the source of this 654-nucleotide messenger RNA. RefSeq lists its product as uncharacterized. Lineage: Eukaryota; Fungi; Basidiomycota; Agaricomycetes; Agaricales; Schizophyllaceae. The record is from RefSeq and is a predicted model, not a curated record. Bases 1 to 654 code for a protein of 217 amino acids. The transcript is spliced from 3 exons.